Psammomys obesus (fat sand rat) is the source of this 5013-nucleotide messenger RNA. It is a transcript of the gene Insrr, whose product is annotated as insulin receptor related receptor. The coding region runs from base 469 to 4278 and encodes 1269 amino acids. NCBI's taxonomy places the organism in Eukaryota, Metazoa, Chordata, Mammalia, Rodentia, Muridae. Gene Ontology annotation, molecular function: insulin receptor activity; phosphatidylinositol 3-kinase binding; insulin receptor substrate binding. Gene Ontology annotation, biological process: positive regulation of phosphatidylinositol 3-kinase/protein kinase B signal transduction; multicellular organism development; positive regulation of kinase activity. Gene Ontology annotation, cellular component: axon; insulin receptor complex; membrane. The record is from RefSeq and is a predicted model, not a curated record. The transcript is spliced from 22 exons.
GGUGGGAGUUGGGCGAGGUGCCUGCGCUCCUGCCUCAGGAGCCGCCGCCAGAGGCUGAAGUCUGAAUGUCCAGGAGGUCCGCGGAGUCCCGGGUGGAGUCCGGACCCCGCUGCCGCCUCCGGGGUGCUCCUGGGCGCUCCGGGGCGCUCCGCUCCACCUCCGCUCUGAACUGUCCAGCCUCUGGACCUUUGUGAUCUGAAUCCUGGGUCACUUUCUUCCUCUGAAGGCCUCUCUGAGGCUGUCCUGCUUCUCUCUGCCUCUGUUCCCUUCUCCAUCUCCAGAUCACACUGAAGCUAUCUCCAACUGCCUGAUGCAGGAUUUAUUUCCUCUAAUCUGAGAUUCUUUUCUAUCUUCUCCUGUCUCUACUUGAGAUUUCUAAUCCCUUUGUCCUGUGUGACUCCCUCCACUCUGGAACCUGGGUCUGCAUCCUCCUUUCUCCCUGGAAGACGCCUGAAAGAAAAUCAGGUCAUGGCAGUGGCUGCCCUGUGGCCCUGGGGAGUACACCUGCUUAUGAGCCUGCUGUCCUUGGGAUCUGGCCUGGACACACUAGAGGUGUGCCCCAGCCUGGAUAUCCGCUCCGAGGUUACAGAGCUUCGUCGCCUGGAGAACUGCAGUGUGGUGGAGGGCCACCUGCAGAUCCUUCUCAUGUUUGCUGCCACCGGAGAGGACUUCCGGGGCCUCAGCUUCCCGAGCCUCACCCAGGUGACCGACUACCUGCUGCUCUUCCGAGUCUAUGGUCUGGAGAGCCUUCGAGACCUCUUUCCCAACCUGGCCGUGAUCCGAGGUGCACGCCUCUUCCUGGGCUAUGGGCUCAUCAUCUUUGAGAUGCCCCACCUAAGGGACAUCGGGCUGCCGUCGCUUGGGGCCGUGCUUCGUGGGGCUGUGCGUGUUGAGAAAAACCAGGAACUGUGCCAUCUCUCCACCAUUGACUGGGGCCUGCUGCAGCCUGCACCUGGUGCCAACCACAUUGUAGGGAACAAGGGCGAGGAGUGUGCUGACGUUUGCCCUGGUGUGCUGGGUGCUGCUGUGUGCCCGUGCCCCCGUGGUCUGGCCUGCACAGCAGGUGGCGAGUGCUGCCACAGUGAAUGUCUGGGCGGCUGCAGCCGGCCUGAAGACCCUCGGGCCUGUGUAGCCUGCCGUCACCUCUCCUUCCAAGGAGUCUGCCUGCAGGCCUGCCCCCCGGGCACCUACCAGUAUGAGUCCUGGCGCUGUGUCACUGCCGAGCUCUGUGCCCAUCUGCGCGAGGUGCCUGGCCAUGCAGCUGCCUUUGGCAUCUACCAGGGCAGCUGCCUGGCUCAGUGCCCUCCAGGCUUCACCCGUAAUGGCAGCAGCAUUUUCUGCCACAAGUGUGAGGGGCUGUGCCCCAAAGAAUGCAAGGUCGGCACAAAGACCAUCGACUCUGUCCAAGCCACACAGGACCUGGUGGGCUGCACCCACGUGGAGGGGAGCCUCAUCCUCAACCUUCGCCAAGGCUACAACCUGGAGCCAGAGCUUCAACGCAAUCUGGGGCUCGUGGAGACCAUCACUGGCUUCCUCAAAAUCAAGCACUCUUUUGCACUCGUGUCCCUGGGCUUUUUCAAGAACCUGAAACUAAUCCGGGGAGAUUCCAUGGUGGACGGGAACUACACUCUGUAUGUGUUGGACAACCAGAACCUGCAACAGUUGGGGUCCUGGGUGGCUGUGGGACUCACCAUUCCGGUGGGCAAAAUGUACUUCGCCUUCAACCCACGCCUCUGCUUGGAGCACAUAUACCAACUGGAGGAGGUUACAGGGACCAGAGGUCGGCAGAGCAAGGCUGAGAUCAACCCUCGCACCAACGGAGAUCGAGCUGCCUGUCAGACUCGCACUCUGCGCUUUGUGUUCAACCUCACUGAAGAGGACCGCAUCCUGCUGCGAUGGGAGCGCUAUGAGCCUCUGGAGGCCCGGGACUUGCUCAGCUUCAUCGUCUAUUACAAGGAGUCUCCAUUCCAGAAUGCCACAGAACACGUGGGUCCAGAUGCCUGUGGAACCCAGAGUUGGAACCUGUUGGAUGUGGAACUGCCUCUCAGCCGCACCCAGGAGCCGGGGGUGACCCUAGCCCCCCUUAAGCCCUGGACACAGUACGCCGUGUUUGUGCGGGCCAUCACACUGACCACUGCUGAGGACAGCCCCCAUCAGGGAGCCCAGAGCCCCAUUGUCUACCUUCGGACAUUGCCUGCAGCACCCACGGUGCCCCAACAUGUCAUCUCCACCUCCAACUCCUCCUCACACCUUCUGGUGCGCUGGAAGCCGCCGGUCCAGCGCAAUGGAAACAUCACCUACUACCUGGUGCUGUGGCAGCGGCUAGCAGAGGACAGUGACCUCUACAUUAAUGACUACUGCCAUCGCGGUCUGCGGCUGCCCACCAGCAGCCACGACACACGCUUCGACCGUGAAGACCCAGCACUGGAGGCUGAGCCGGAGCAAGGCUGCUGUCCUUGCCAACACUCACCUCCUGGGCAGGCCUUGCCGACAAUGGAGGCACAGGACACCACGUUCCAGAAAAAGUUUGAAAACUUCCUACACCACGCCAUCACUAUCCCCAAGGCCCCCUGGAAAGUGACAUCCAUCAGCAAGAGCCCCCAAAGGGACCGCAGGGAAGCUGGCCUUCUCAGAUUGGGGAACAACUCGGAUUUUGAGAUUCAAGAGGACAAGGUUCCCCGGGAGCGAGCAGUGCUGAGCGGCUUGCGUCACUUCACAGAGUACAGGAUUGACAUCCAUGCCUGCAACCACGCGGCACACACCGUGGGCUGUAGUGCUGCCACCUUCGUCUUUGCACGUACCAUGCCACACAGAGAGGCCGAUGGCAUCCCAGGGAAGGUUGCCUGGAAGGCAGCUGGCAAGAGCAGUGUCAUCUUGCAUUGGCUUGAGCCACCUGACCCCAAUGGGCUCAUCCUCAAGUAUGAAAUCAAGUACCGCCGGCUGGGAGAGGAGGCCACUGUGCUUUGUGUGUCCCGACUUCGAUAUGCCAAAGUUGGCGGGGUCCACCUGGCUCUGCUGCCCCCUGGAAACUACUCUGCUAGAGUGCGAGCCACUUCCCUGGCUGGCAACGGCUCCUGGACAGAAGGUAUUGCCUUCUACAUCAACGGUCCAGAGGAAGAGGAUGCUGGGGGACUGCGCAUCCUCCUCACCGUCACCCCUGUGGGGUUCAUGCUGCUCAUCAUGCUUGCUGCCCUCGGGUUCUUCUACAGCAAGAAGAGAAACAGCACGAUGUACACGUCUGUGAACCCUGAGUACUUCAGUGCUUCCCACAUGUACAGCCCUGACGAGUGGGAGGUUCCCCGGGAGCAGAUAACCAUCAUCCGAGAGCUGGGCCAAGGCUCUUUUGGGAUGGUCUAUGAGGGACUGGCACGAGGACUGGAGGCUGGCGAGGAGUCUACACCUGUAGCUCUGAAGACAGUGAAUGAGCUGGCCAGUGCUCGGGAAUGCAUUGAAUUCCUCAAGGAAGCAUCUGUCAUGAAAGCAUUCAAGUGUCACCAUGUGGUUCGUCUCCUGGGUGUGGUGUCUCAGGGCCAGCCAACUCUGGUCAUCAUGGAGUUAAUGACCCGUGGGGACCUCAAGAGCCAUCUCCGAUCUCUGAGACCUGAGGCAGAGAACAACCCUGGCCUCCCACAGCCAGCACUCUGUGACAUGAUACAGAUGGCUGGUGAGAUUGCAGAUGGCAUGGCCUACCUUGCUGCCAAGAAGUUUGUGCACCGGGACCUGGCAGCGCGCAACUGCAUGGUGUCCCAGGACUUUACCGUCAAAAUUGGUGACUUCGGGAUGACUCGGGAUGUGUACGAGACCGACUAUUACCGCAAGGGUGGAAAGGGCCUGCUGCCCGUGCGCUGGAUGGCCCCUGAGUCCCUAAAAGAUGGAAUCUUCACUACUCACUCAGAUGUCUGGUCCUUUGGUGUGGUGCUCUGGGAGAUUGCGACCCUGGCUGAGCAGCCAUACCAGGGUCUAUCAAACGAGCAGGUGCUCAAAUUUGUCAUGGACGGUGGAGUGCUAGAAGAACUGGAGGACUUUCCCCUUCAGCUACAGGAGCUGAUGCGACGCUGCUGGCAGCACAGCCCCCGCCUGCGUCCUACUUUCAUCCACAUCCUGGAUCGAAUACAGGAGGAGCUUCGGCCCUCUUUCCGACUCUGUUCCUUCUACUUCAGCCCAGAGUGCCAGCGUGGCCAGGCCUCCUUGCUGCCUGCUGAGGCAGAGCCUGACUCCCCACCAACCUCAAAGGGAGCUUCAGACUGUAGACCCCUAAAUGGAGACCCAGGACACUAAGGGUCUCUCCAUUCCCCACCUGACUGGCCUCCCAUAGGCAGAGAAGAUAGAGCCCAACCUUUAUAACCAGUUGCUUCCCUCUCACUCCCCAGUCUCCCUAGGCAGGUCAAGAUUAUCUCAGCACUAUCAGAGAGCAGGAGCAAAAAAGGGAGGCAUCUGAACUCACAGAUGACUCAGAGAGACAGCCUGUGGGAAAGCAUGAGAGGCCACAGCAGGAGGGACCCUCAGAUCACAGGGCAGGCACGUCCUUCCCUCAGAAGAGACACUGUUCAGACUGACAAAGCUAGCCCACUGGAGACAGGGUCCAGAGACACGGCCUCUCCGACGCUGGGCCAUCAACAGCUUGGGAGACAAUGAGUGGCCAGAGGCAAGUCUGGAGAGCUCUUUACUCACUUUGGGACCUGAAGACAAACAUUCAUGUCCCUGCCCUUUCUUUUCCUGUUCAUCUCCUCCCCUCUACCACACAUACCAGGACAGAACAGGAACCCUAGGACCCUGGGCAGGUCAGUACCCUCACUUCUCUCCCCCUGCUCUACCCAGGGACCUCAAACUUGGUGCUCCUCCCUCCUUUGCGUCAAGGACAUCCCUUGAUGCACGUCUGUCCUUUUCCAGUUGUCCCUGGAUUGCUAGUCCUGGAUGUGAGAGCUUUGUCUCCCUCUCUCCCAUCUCCUUCUCAGCCUCUCUGGGGAAGACUGGAGAAAACACAAUAAAGACUGGGGUCUGUUUGUGCUCUGG